CCUCUGUUCGAUGCUUCUGCAUCUAUGGCAAUUGUGGAGCCUGCGUAACUGAGAAUAGCAUUAGGAAGACGAGAAUUAUGGAUUGUAAAUGCUUAUAGUCAAAGAAAGAGCUCCACUUCUGAGGCGAGCCGAAAUGCGUCUGGGUUUCCUCCUCUUUGUUGAUUCUCUGAAUCACAGUUGGAAAAUCUUCCCAUAGCUUCACAAUUCUACGGCAGAGUUAGAUAAAUCGUGCUGCUUCGGAGGUUAAUUGGAGUUGAAGAUUGAUAUUUGGUGAGUUUCUCGUUGUCGUCAUUCAUGCUGAAUUUUCUGAUUGCAAGAUUAUCUUUGUCACUGCCAACCUGGAGGACAACCCAGUUAGGGUUUCUUCAUCACAAUGCAUCCUUCUUUCGCUAUUCGUUUUCUUCGGUUGCAAAUUUAUCUCAAUCAAAUCAACCCGAAAAAAAUGGAGGUGGAAAUUUUUCGUUUACGGUUUCUUACCUCAUGAAUUCAUUUGGCAUGCCAGCCGAAAUUGCUGGUAAAUUAUCGAAAUGGGUUGAACUGAAGGACCCAGAUAAACACGACUCGGUGCUUAGUCUUUUUAGAAACUACGGAUUCUCAGAUACUCAGAUAUACAGAACCGUGAGAUCCUUUCCUCAUGUACUUUUAUUAAAUCCUGAGCACACGCUUUCGCCCAAACUAAAGUACCUCCAUUCUGUAGGAUUUUCACCUUCUGAAAUUCCAGGACUAGUCUCUUCUAACCCUACAUUACUAAUUUUUAGCUUAGAGAAACGUAUAAUUCCCCACUAUGAGGCCCUUAAAGGAGUACUUGGUGACGAUUGGAAAGUAAGGAAAUGUUUGAAAAACUCAAGGUGGAACGCUUGCUCUUAUGGUGUAAUGAAUAUAGUUCCAAACGUAAAGGUUUUGAGAGAUGAAGGAGUUCCUCAAUCUUCUGUCUUUACUCUGUUAUCUAGAGGUGCCAAUAUAGCAUUUAUGAAUCAAUCAAAGUUUGUUGAAUGUGUCAACUCUGUCAAGGAAAUAGGAAUCGAACCUUUCACGCGUGUGUUUGUUGAUGCACUUGUAGUUAUAACAAUGUUGAAUAAAUCAACCUGGGAGUUGAAACUGGAUAUCUUUGAGAGGUGUGGGUGGUCCAGGGAUGUCACUCUUUUGGCAUUCAGUAAGGUUCCACGCAUUAUGUUUUUCUCAGAGCAAAAAAUCACAAGCAACAUGAAGUUUUUUGUGGAUGAAAUGGAAUUACGGUUGGAAGAUAUAGCUGGAUGCCCAACAAUUCUUGGCUAUAGCUUGAAGCAGAGGAUUAUUCCUAGAUGGUCUGUGGUUAAAAUUUUGAAGACGAAGGGUUUAAUCAAGGAACAUGUGUCCCUAAAUUCUGUUAUCAUCAUGAGUGAGAAAAGGUUUCAGGAAAAUUUUGUGAUCAAAUUUCAAGAAAGUGUUCCUCAGCUGCUGGAACUCUACAGCGGUUCUCGUGAAUUGAGACCUCUACCUGAAUUUCCAACGUUGGCAGUUUCUUGA
This is a messenger RNA of Neltuma alba, 1506 nucleotides long. RefSeq names its product transcription termination factor MTERF5, chloroplastic. Gene Ontology annotation, biological process: regulation of DNA-templated transcription. Lineage: Eukaryota; Viridiplantae; Streptophyta; Magnoliopsida; Fabales; Fabaceae. Gene Ontology annotation, molecular function: double-stranded DNA binding. The transcript has a single exon. Bases 295 to 1506 code for a protein of 403 amino acids. The record is from RefSeq and is a predicted model, not a curated record.